Messenger RNA from Camelina sativa (false flax), 1653 nucleotides. Its product is annotated as beta-glucosidase 8. The record is from RefSeq and is a predicted model, not a curated record. NCBI's taxonomy places the organism in Eukaryota, Viridiplantae, Streptophyta, Magnoliopsida, Brassicales, Brassicaceae. Gene Ontology annotation, biological process: carbohydrate metabolic process. Gene Ontology annotation, molecular function: beta-glucosidase activity.
ACUAAAAGAAGAAAAUAAAAAAUGAAACCUAUCUCUCUGUUUAUGAGUUUUCUUGUGGCCAUCGUUUUGGCAACAAGCUACAAUAUUGAUGCCUUCACCAGAAACGAUUUUCCAGAGGAUUUUCUCUUCGGAGCAGCCACUUCUGCUUAUCAGUGGGAAGGAGCUGCUGAUGAAGAGGGAAGAAGUCCUAGCGUCUGGGAUACAACCUCCCACUGUUAUAAUGAAAGUAUUGGAGGAGAUAUAGCAUGUGAUGGGUAUAACAAAUACAAGGAAGAUGUUAAGCUGAUGGCAGAUAUGGGCUUAGAAGCAUUCAGAUUCUCUAUCUCCUGGUCAAGACUUAUACCUAAUGGAAGAGGACUCAUUAACCCAAAAGGUCUAUUGUUUUACAAGAAUCUCAUCAAAGAACUGCGAAGCCAUGGAAUCGAACCACACGUUACACUUUACCACUAUGAUCUUCCUCAGUCUCUUGAAGAUGAGUACGGAGGAUGGAUCAACCGCAAAAUCAUAGAAGACUUCACUGCUUUUGCAGAUGUUUGCUUCAGAGAGUUUGGGGAGGAUGUGAAGCUAUGGACUACAAUCAACGAAGCUACAAUAUUCGCCAUUGCUUUUUAUGGCCAAGGAAGAAGGUUUGGACAUUGUACUCCUCCUACCAAUUGCUCUGCCGGAAGUUCUUGUAUGGAGACAUAUAUUGCAGGCCAUAACAUUUUGCUAGCUCAUGCCUCCGUUUCCAAUUUGUAUAAACUCAAGUACAAGAGUAAACAAAGAGGAUCCAUAGGACUUAGUAUGUUUGCUUUGGGGUUAUCUCCUUAUACAAACUCCAAGGAAGAUGAAACCGCAACUCAAAGAGCCAAAGCUUUCCUCUUUGGCUGGAUGUUGAAGCCUUUGGUAUUUGGGGACUAUCCUGAUGAAAUGAAGAGAACCUUGGGGUCGAGAUUACCGGUUUUCUCAGAGGAAGAGUCCGAGAAAGUGAAAGGAUCAGCUGACUUUAUUGGAAUUGUUCACUACAUAACAGUCUACGUCACAAACCGACCUUCACCUUCUAUCUUUCCUAGUAACACUAACGAAGCCUUCUUUGCAGAUAUUGGCGCAUAUAUUAUCUCCGCUGGGACUUCUUCACCAUUUGAUGCCACUCCAUGGGGUCUUGAAGAUGUUCUUGAGUAUCUAAAGCAGAGCUAUAACAAUCCUCCAAUCUACAUUCUUGAAAAUGGUAGAGCCAUGAAACACGAUUCUAUGCUACAAGACACACCAAGAGUUGAAUACAUUCAAGCUUACAUUGGUGCUGUGCUCAACGCCAUCAAAAAUGGAUCAGACACGAGAGGUUACUUCGUAUGGUCAAUGUUGGAUUUGUAUGAGAUAGACGGUGGAUACAAGCUGAGCUAUGGAAUGUACUAUGUGAAUUUUAGCGAACCUGGUCUCGAGAGGUCUCCAAAGCUCUCUGCUUCUUGGUACACUGGUUUUCUCAAUGGUACGAUUGAUGUUGCUUCUCAAGAUAUUACUACUCAGUUGCAAAGCAACUUCUCUGGUUCUUCUUCUCUGUAAUGUUAUGAUUUGGUUUAUUUUUUAUCUAUUCUAUGGAAAAAAAAACUCAGUGAAUUUGCAAAUGGUGUAUCUUGAUUCUAGAAUUAGUUAAACAAAUAACAACACUUGAACACA